Messenger RNA from Nymphaea colorata (pocket water lily), 858 nucleotides. RefSeq names its product 60S ribosomal protein L27-2. Gene Ontology annotation, cellular component: cytosolic large ribosomal subunit; ribosome. Lineage: Eukaryota; Viridiplantae; Streptophyta; Magnoliopsida; Nymphaeales; Nymphaeaceae. The record is from RefSeq and is a predicted model, not a curated record. Bases 81 to 488 code for a protein of 135 amino acids. The transcript has a single exon. Gene Ontology annotation, molecular function: structural constituent of ribosome. Gene Ontology annotation, biological process: translation.
GAACCCUAACCCCCAUUUGGUCUUGGCGUUGGAAACGGUAGGGAGUGCUAGAGCGCCGGAGGCCGGGAAGGGAGAAGAAGAUGGUGAAGUUUUUGAAGCAGAACAAGGCGGUGGUCCUACUCCAAGGGCGGUUCGCUGGCCGGAAGGCGGUGAUCGUUCGGCCGUUUGACGACGGGACGCGCGACCGCGGCUAUGGCCACUGCCUCGUCGCGGGGCUCAUCAAGUACCCGAAGAAGGUCAUAAGGAAGGACUCGGCGAAGAAAACGGCCAAGAAGUCGCGGUUGAAGGUCUUCAUGAAGCUUGUCAACUACAACCACAUCAUGCCCACUCGCUACACUCUCGACGUAGAUCUCAAGGACGUUGUCACCCUCGACGCCCUUCAGUCCCGCGACAAGAAGAUCACCGCCGCCAAGGAGGCGAAGUCUCGGCUGGAGGAAAGGUUCAAGUCCGGCAAGAACAGGUGGUUCUUCACCAAGCUCCGGUUCUGAAGCGGCGGCCCCUUUCAUCCUUGUUAUUCUCUUCUGAAUUCUCAUUUUUGCUGUUCCUUCGGCCGGAUCGUCAAGUUUCAAGGCGGUGAACACUUGGAUAUGUUAAAUUUUAAAUGGUCAUCAGGGUUUGACGUUUCCGUUUGGAUUUUGAUCAAUUUUCUUAGCAGAUAUCUUGUUUUUCAGGGAUUUUUUGACAUUUAUCUAUCGGUAAUUGUGCAAACGAAAAACGAGAUCUUAGGCUAUUUUUAUUAUUAUGAUCUUGGGCGGGUGAAAUGGCAACUAUUUCGCGAUAAGUGCUGGUUCAAUGUAGUCUGGUAUGGCGUUAUUAAUAUUACCUUUUGGAAUUUGGAUUGGAACUUGUGUUUGAGUU